Messenger RNA from Drosophila serrata, 2059 nucleotides. RefSeq lists its product as uncharacterized. NCBI's taxonomy places the organism in Eukaryota, Metazoa, Arthropoda, Insecta, Diptera, Drosophilidae. The record is from RefSeq and is a predicted model, not a curated record.
ACGAAAUCUAUGCUUGUCCAGGCUACUACUACUACCUGUGCUCAUGGCAAUUUUGCCCUUGGGCGAGGCCAUUGUGGGCGCUGGACGGGAUCUGCUGCUGACACCCAGGCAGGGCCAUCAGCUUAACGGCAAGCGCAUCUACUACGAGGAGGAGAAGGAGGAGGAGCUAUUGCGCCGGCGAAGUCCAUCGGAGCAGCGGCUUCAACGGCCCUGGGAGCGAACCCUGAAGCAUGUGACCUAUGUGACACUCUUUACGGAUGCAGCCGUCAAUGCAGCAGCCGGAAAUCUAAGCCAGCUGCAUGAGUAUCAUGAUUUCCUGCAGACUCCCUACUUGCCGACAGAUCCUCAGAGCGGCUCUGUAUCGGGAUCGGCGUCCUCGCGUUUUGGCGACAUUAUUACCCUGGCCAAGGGCUAUCUGGAGCAACUGGGAACGGGACAGAGCAAUGCCACAUAUCGCUUCGUUGAGGGCGGCACUUGUUUCCAGCUGAAGUGUCCCGGAUCGAGUCCCAACCAGCGGCGACGUGCCCUGUGGCAGGUCCAACGCAUACGACAUCGGGACGGGGAGAGCGGCGGUCGGCCCUUUCACUACGAGAUGAAGUUCAGUGUGACGCCGCUGGAGAGUCAGUCGUGGCAGCCAAACCAGCCGAUGAGUUACAUCCAAAAGGAGUCCGACUAUCCGGGCAGCUUUGGACGCUUCACCCGAGAGCCUGGAUUCGCCCAAAGGCGACAGGAUCGACCGUCAGCGAAUGCGGAACAGUCGCAGGCCACCUUUGUCCAUGGCAUUUUCCAGCCUGCUCCGUCGUUGCCGCUGCCGCCAGCCUUGCCGCCGAAGCUGAAUAUUGGUGAGUACUUGAAGGGCAGUCCCAAGAUCGAGCUGUUCCCGGGACUCUUUAAUCUGGGCCUGCGUCCAAAUUACGUGGCGCCCACUACCUUCCGUCCCAAUUAUCCGGCGGUGGAGAGGUUUCCCCACAGCCAUAACAACAACAACGAGCUGCCUGGCGUUCAUGGUGGCGGUGAGGCCAGUCCUGGUGGCGUGACACAUCACUUUCAUCACCAUUUCUAUGUGGCCCCCGGAACGGGGGAUACAGAGCUAGCCUACCGGCUGCCAUCGUCGUCCAGUUCGGAUAACAGCGAGCUAACUACUCCGCCGAGUCAUCCCAUAGCGAGCUUCUAUCCACCGCAUCAGACAGUGCAGUUUCCCAGUUCGCAUUCUGCAUCCUCGGAGUCUGUCGAGGAUCAACGAGGAGAGCAGGAGCACGAGCAGGAGCAGGCGGUGCUGCUGCGAACGCCACAGAUCUAUGGCCAGGCCUCCAAGUACCAGACGGCCAAGCUGCCACCGCUGUUGAUCUACGCAGGGGCCAACGACGAGGACAAAUCCUUUGUGCAGAGCGAACCUCUCGAGGAGACAGUGUAUCGAUAUUCAGAACCGGAUCCCCUCUAUCUACACCAGAAUCCCAUCGAUGUGCUGCCAGAGAAGCAGCAUGACCAGGAGCAACAGCUGGAGGUCAAUACAGAGCAGGAGAAGAAGGGAAGCAGCCUGGAGCAACCGGAACUGGUCACCACUGCAGCGCCUGGAACUACCACUGAAGCUACUGAGGCCUCUUCCAUCUCAACAACAACAGCCACAACUCUGCAUGUAAUCCCCACGACAAGCAGUUCCAACUUCGUGUCCACCUCCACGCACUUCAGUCCGCUGCGCUCGAUAAGUCGCUAUCGAACCACUCCGCGGAUAACUGCUGGUAGAUCCACCACCACUACGACAUCCACGACUACGGAGCCGCCGAUCAGUAAGUGGGCCAAGCGGCGCAAGGAUCAGGAUAACAAGGGCAAGGGCAGUCUGCGGCACGAGGCCUUCAUAGCCGCCGGCAGUACAACUACGACAACGACGACGACGACGACAACGGAGGCAGCCACUCCUCCGCCGAGGCCAGUUGUAGAGGUGCUCACCCAAAAGUCGGUCAGUCGGUCGGUCAGCAUCAAGGUGGGCGAGAAUGGCGAGGAGAUACCCAUCCUUGUGGACGACGAGGAGAAUGAGGUGAAGCCAAUAGCAAUUAAGUGA